Odocoileus virginianus texanus is the source of this 2086-nucleotide messenger RNA. NCBI's taxonomy places the organism in Eukaryota, Metazoa, Chordata, Mammalia, Artiodactyla, Cervidae. The record is from RefSeq and is a predicted model, not a curated record.
GGGUCUCGCGCUCGGUGCUCCACGGCAGCUUCAGGAUUCUUGGAUUUUUGUCGUCAUGGACGUGCUAAGUUACUGGUCUUACGUUGCACUUCGGGGAAGGGCAGAUAAGGCUCGUUUUCCUUGAAUCAACACUGCUUUAAAUUCGAGAGGCCUCUGGAAAAAACCCCAUUAUCGGCAGAAAACAUGAAUCGGCCAAACUUCCAAAAUCAUGGCAGCAGCAGUAACCUUUGCAUCAUCUCCGGGGUAGAUGAAGCGAAUGCAGUUUAAAAACGAGGCGAGAAGAUGAGUUAACCAAACUCCGUUUGGUUUUUCCAGACGUGAAAACCUAUUUUAGUAACGGCAUGAUGGCCAACGUUUGGGUUCGGCUGUGGAUUUUCUUAUGGAUAAGGCUCGUGCUUGUUGCCACAUGUUAACCACAUGGCCUCAGCCACAGGACACUUCCUAAGGAAGUGACUGCAUCUGGUCCUGGGGGUCCUAGGAAAAGAAAACAUUACUUGGUUUUCAUCUGUGACUUCAGAUAGUAUGUUUCAGGCAUUGUUCAGAAGGAUCCACGAAAAGGAUAAGAUCUGACUGCAGCCAUGAGCAGCAAUGAGUGCUUCAAGUGUGGACGGUCUGGCCACUGGGCCCGGGAGUGCCCCGCUGGUGGGGGCCGCGGUCGUGGGAUGAGAAGCCGUGGCAGAGGUGGUUUUACCUCGGAUAGAGGUUUCCAGUUUGUUUCCUCGUCUCUUCCAGACAUCUGUUACCGCUGUGGCGAGUCUGGUCACCUUGCCAAGGACUGUGACCUUCAGGAGGAUGAAGCCUGCUAUAACUGCGGCCGAGGCGGCCACAUCGCCAAGGACUGCAAGGAGCCCAAGCGGGAGCGGGAGCAGUGCUGCUACAACUGCGGCAAGCCCGGCCACCUGGCCCGCGACUGCGACCACGCAGACGAGCAGAAGUGCUACUCCUGCGGCGAGUUCGGGCACAUCCAGAAAGACUGCACCAAAGUGAAGUGCUACCGGUGUGGCGAGACCGGUCACGUAGCCAUCAACUGCAGCAAGACGAGUGAAGUCAACUGUUACCGCUGUGGCGAGUCGGGGCACCUGGCACGGGAAUGCACGAUCGAGGCCACAGCUUAAUUACUUUCCUUUGUCGCCCCUCCUUUUCUGAUUGAUGGUUGUAUUAUUUUCUCUGAAUCCUCUUCACUGGCCAAAGGUUGGCAGAUAGAGGCUACUCCCAGGCCAGUGAGCUUUACUUGCCGUGUAAAAGGAGGAAAGGGGUGGAAAAAAAAAUCGACUUUCUGCAUUUAACUACAAAAAAAAGUUUAUGUUUAGUUUGGUAGAGGUGUUAAUGUAUAAUGCUUUGUUAAAGAACCCCCUUUCCGCGCCACUGGUGAAUAGGGAUUGAUGAAUGGGAAGAGGUGGGUCAGACCAGGAAGCCCGUUCUGGGUUUCUCGAAUAUGUCCCAUGUAGGAGGUGAAACCAAUCCUGGAAGUGUCUGUGAGCUUCCAUAAAUAACUUUAAUUUUAGCAUAAUGACUGCCUUGGAUUGUCUGACCUCAGUAGCUAUUAAAUAACAUCAAGUAACAUCUGUAUCAGGCCCUACAUAGAACAUACAGUUGAGUGGGAGUAAACAAAAUAAAAAGACAAGCAUGCGUGUUGAUGGCUGUGCGAGAACACGGGAUAAAAGCCUGAGCAGGAGCAGCCUCCCCACAGCGUUGACGCUGGGUAAACAGACGGUGAUGGCAAUGGUGUAGAACACACGUUUUCAAAGACUAAAUCUAAAACCCAGAGUAAAACAUCUAUGCUCAGAGUUAGCAUAAUUUGGAGCUAUUCAGGAAUUGCAGAGAAAUGCAUUUUCACAGAAAUCAAGAUGUUAUUUUUGUAUACUAUAUCACUUAGACAACUGUGUUUCAUUUGUUGUAAUCAGUUUUUAAAAGUCAGAUGGAAAAAGCAACUGAAGUCCUAGAAAAUAGAAAUGUAAUUUUAAACUAUCCAAUAAAGCUGGAGGAGGAAGGGGAGUUUGACUAAAGUUCCUUUUGUUUGUUUCAACUUUUCAUUAAUGUAUAUAGUGCAAAAUGCCAUAUUAAAAAGGGGAGUGGAGGACCGGAA